Messenger RNA from Ornithorhynchus anatinus (platypus), 2608 nucleotides. RefSeq names its product ring finger protein 145 (gene RNF145). Gene Ontology annotation, molecular function: zinc ion binding; ubiquitin protein ligase activity. The coding region runs from base 123 to 2165 and encodes 680 amino acids. Gene Ontology annotation, cellular component: endoplasmic reticulum; endomembrane system. The record is from RefSeq and is a predicted model, not a curated record. Lineage: Eukaryota; Metazoa; Chordata; Mammalia; Monotremata; Ornithorhynchidae. The transcript is spliced from 11 exons.
GUGACACCGCCCGGGGCCCCCGCCCGCCGCGCCUCGCCUCGCCGCACCCCGGACCGGCCUCCUACGGGCCCCCGGACGCCCGGGUUGGCUACAAGUGUAUUGAAAGGGAACAAGCAACAAGCAUGGCUGCAAAGGAGAAAUUGGAGGCAGUGUUAAAUGUAGCCCUACGGGUUCCAAGCAUCAUGCUUUUAGAUGUCUUGUACAGAUGGGAUGUCAGCUCCUUUUUCCAGCAGAUCCAAAGAAGUAGUCUCAAUAACAACCCUCUUUUCCAGUACAAGUAUUUGGCGCUUAACAUGCAUUAUGUUGGUUACAUCUUAAGUGUUGUCCUCCUUACCUUGCCUAGACAGCAUCUAGUUCAGCUGUACCUGUAUGUCCUGACUGCAUUACUUCUCUAUGCUGGACACCAGAUAUCUAGGGACUAUGUUAGAAGUGAGCUGGAGUCAGCAUAUGAAGGACCAAUGUACUUAGAACCUUUAUCUAUGAAUCGUUUCACUACAGCUCUAAUAGGUCAGUUGGUAGUGUGUACAUUGUGCUCCUGUGUCAUGAAAACCAAACAGAUAUGGCUCUUUUCGGCUCACAUGCUUCCUCUGCUGGCCCGACUCUGCCUUGUACCUUUGGAAACUAUUGUUAUAAUCAACAAAUUUGCUAUGAUUUUUACUGGGUUGGAAGUCUUAUAUUUUCUUGCCUCCAAUCUUCUGGUUCCAUAUAAUCUUGCUAAAUCUGCAUAUAGAGAGUUGGUUCAGGUAGUGGAAGUUUAUGGCCUACUGGCACUGGGGAUGUCUUUGUGGAAUCAACUGGUGGUCCCAGUGCUUUUCAUGGUCUUCUGGCUUGUCUUGUUUGCUCUUCAGAUUUACUCUUAUUUCAGUACACGGGAUCAGCCGGCUUCUCGGGAGAGGCUUCUUUUCCUUUUUCUGACAAGUAUUGCCGAAUGCUGUAGCACACCGUACUCUCUCCUGGGUCUGGUAUUCACAGUUUCUUUUGUUGCUCUGGGUGUUUUGACCCUUUGCAAGUUUUACUUGCAGGGUUAUCGGGCCUUCAUGAAUGACCCUGCAAUGAAUCGGGGGAUGACAGAAGGAGUUACACUUCUAAUUCUGGCAGUACAGACCGGCCUAAUAGAACUGCAAGUUGUUCAUCGAGCAUUCCUGCUCAGUAUUAUUCUCUUCAUUGUGGUUGCUUCUAUUCUGCAGUCCAUGUUAGAAAUUGCAGAUCCCAUUGUUCUGGCGCUGGGAGCAUCUAGAGACAAGAGCCUAUGGAAACACUUCCGAGCUGUCAGCCUUUGUUUGUUCUUAUUGGUAUUCCCUGCUUAUAUGGCCUACAUGAUUUGCCAGUUUUUUCACAUGGAUUUUUGGCUUCUUAUCAUUAUCUCCAGUAGCAUCUUGACUUCCCUGCAGGUUCUGGGAACUCUUUUUAUUUAUGUCUUAUUUAUGGUUGAAGAAUUCAGAAAAGAGCCUGUGGAGAACAUGGAUGAUGUCAUCUAUUAUGUGAAUGGCACCUACCGGCUGUUGGAAUUCCUUGUGGCUCUCUGUGUUGUGGCGUAUGGUGUCUCUGAAACCAUUUUUGGGGAGUGGACCGUAAUGGGUUCGAUGAUUAUCUUUAUCCAUUCUUACUACAAUGUUUGGUUGCGAGCCCAGUUGGGGUGGAAGAGUUUCCUGCUCCGCAGAGAUGCUGUGAAUAAAAUCAAAUCGUUGCCCAUUGCUACGAAAGAGCAGCUGGAGAAACACAAUGAUAUCUGUGCCAUCUGUUACCAGGACAUGAAAACUGCUGUGAUUACUCCAUGUAGUCAUUUCUUCCAUGCGGGUUGCCUUAAGAAAUGGCUCUACGUGCAAGAGACCUGCCCUCUGUGCCACUGCCAACUUAAAAACUCCUCCUAUCUCCCCGGGUUAGGACCAGAUCCAACUCAGCCGCCUAAUCCUGGGGCAGAGCAAAACAUUGGUCCUCAACAAGGAACUGACCCCCCAGGUGUAGAUCAUCCUGCAGGGAGAAAUGUCAGUGGCCCCAGUGACAGUAACACACUAGCUGUUGAAAGGCCAAAGAGCCAAGAAGAAACUGUUGGCAGCAAAGAUAAUACUCUGGUUCCUGAUACUUGUCCUGUUGCGGGCAUCCAGGCAGAGGAAAGAAGGCAAGAACUGCAGGGGAUUCUGCAGGAGGAUUUAACUCAAGACUGAAUGUGUGUCUGGAUUUGAAGAACAGAUGAGAUGAUGUUUAUCCAGGAAUAGACAUUCCAGAGAUCCAGGAAAAUUCUCUCAGUAGCCCACUUGCUUUUAUCCCUUGGCAUUGUGUGAAAGUUUUACGGUUAUUGCUGGUGAAAAUAUAUUUAUAUAUCCCAUGCUGAUAUUUUAUAGAGGUUUGCCAAGAAAUUCAAUCUCGACAACUUCAGAAACUGCCACUGAAUUGUAAGGGAUUAAAUCAAAUCAAAACUUGAAUAUUUUCAAGAGGAUAAGAAAAAAAGGUUAAAAUCUGAGAGAGCUCUCUGCAAGGGAAAAAGCAGGCAAAUGCUGGAAAGACACUUUGCUUUGUACGAGGAAAGGUUAGCCUUGUCCCAAAGUUUCAGAGAUAGGUAUUAGAGACUAUUGACCGCUUAGAUGUCUGUUCCCCCCCCCCCCCCCCC